CCAAUAAAUAGCAGGAGGGACCUUCAGCUUGAGCAGUCCCUUUCUCCUCCUCUUACAAUCAGCAUCAUGUGGAUCCAGGCCACCGCCCUGCUGCUCGCCUGCUGCCUCUGGCCAGCUGAGGCUCAGAGAAGACAAAGCAUCUGGGAUGAGCCCAUCAAAUUCAACACCAAGGCAAAGGAUUCGUGCACCAUGAUCAUCACCGGUCAAGGGGAAUACACAAGGCUGAGGAUGUCAUGCCAGGGCGCAAAACGCUCCUACUGGUGCGAGUAUGUGGGCACGCCACAAGCCUGCCGAGCUUACAGCAAAAACCCCCGCCACUAUUUUGUUCAGAUGUCCUGGAUCCUGAGGAAGCACUAUAAUGCCUGCCAGGCACCGAGGGAGAUCAAACCUCACAUGUGCAGGAUGGCCUCUGAUGACUCUCAGAUGAUCUUCUCAGGUGCUUCCUUCUCCCGGUCAGAAGCUCCUUCUAGGACAGAAGCAAGACCAGCAGUGCAGACCAGGAGACCUCAACGUCCACCUACACCUACGAGGCCUGAUUCAGCAAGGCAGGCAAACGCAAAAACAGUUCGAAUGCCACAAAGGGGAAAGACCACACAGGCCCCCAGUUCACAACCAAUAACAACGACAACUCCUCCUGUUGAGAGCACUCCUAAGAGGAUGGCUCGGCAGUACUGCUGGAGGUCACUACAAGGCGUCUGCACCUAUGUCAUUGGGUUGUUUCGUAGUUAAAAAGAUUUAGAAUUCUGAUGAAGAUAACUCCUGAUGUCUGAGUAAAACUGACCUCGGAGGAAACUUCCAGGCUAGUUGCAGUUUGUUGUGGCAGAAGAACUGUAGCACCAUCUUCUGGGGAAGCGGUGAUACUGCAGUUGCAGAAAUAAACCUGGAAGAACUUCACUACCUGACUUGAUAAUGCAUGUAUGAAAUGGUACUGCUUUAAGUUGCGAUAACGUAUGUAUUUAUGUUUGUUUACUUGUAUAUAAUCCUACUCAGUCACAUACCUUGAGAAUUACAUUGUUGGAAGAGCUGAGAUUUUGCUAUUUUUUUUUUCAUUCACAUUUAAACAGGUAACGACUUCUGUACUCAUCUUUUUGACAGAAAGAUAAAAAGAAUGUGAAAUGAUUACUUAAAAAAAUAAAUCAUAUUUCAAAUCA
Mugil cephalus (flathead mullet) is the source of this 1151-nucleotide messenger RNA. RefSeq names its product fibroblast growth factor binding protein 2a (gene fgfbp2a). Gene Ontology annotation, biological process: cell-cell signaling. Gene Ontology annotation, molecular function: growth factor binding. NCBI's taxonomy places the organism in Eukaryota, Metazoa, Chordata, Actinopteri, Mugiliformes, Mugilidae. Bases 67 to 729 code for a protein of 220 amino acids. The record is from RefSeq and is a predicted model, not a curated record. The transcript has 2 exons.